GUCAUACAAUGUUUUUUUUUUAAUGAUUCCAAAAUCUUUACGAAAACAGUGCUUUCAGCUUUGUUAUGCUUGGAACAGAGAUUACUGAUAAGCUAUUAUUUUAUAGUGCGUAAGAAAUAUGGCAGAUUUUGAUGCAAUAUACCUCGAUGAGGCUGAUGCUGAAGAAAAUAUAGAGGAAACACAUGUGACAUUGGUGCCCGAUCCUAUUAUUGUUCGAGGAGCUGGAAACAUGACAGUUUUUGGAUUAAGCAACCGGUUCAGCAGUGAUUUCCCGUCGGGGCUACAAUCUCGUAUUGCACCUGAAGAAUAUCAAGCGACAAUAGCUAGAAUCAACAGUGUGCUUAAGAAAACAUUGCCUGUUAAUGUAAAGUGGCUCUUCUGCGGUUGUGUGUGCUGCUGCUGCACACUAGGGUGCUCUCUAUGGCCAGUUAUAUGUCUCAGUAAAAGGACACAACACUCACUCAACAAACUUUUAGAAUGGGAAAAUAGCAGACUCUACAACAAGCUAGGAUUACGCUGGCGUCUUACGAAGCAACACUGCGACUCGUCCUCUAUGAUGGAGUAUGUGCUACUCAUAGAGUUCAUACCGAAAAUACCGAUCUACAGACCCGAUUAGAAGCGGCAACGUGGUACUUAUUGUAAGAGAUAUUUUGCUAACACAAACAGUACUAAGAUCAAUGUUGGGCCACUUUUUUUUUCAGAGCGAUACAACACAAUUUAAUAGAAUUUCCCGAAUUUAGUUUUGUCACGAAAAUACUCCUUGUGUUUAAGCCCAACAAAAAACCUGUCAAGUCACCUUAAUGGCAUACCCUAAUGGUCUACUUAUAACUGUCUUAUUAAUAAACGCGGCGUAAAGUUACACCAAGAUUAAAAUUACUUCUCCCUGUCAUUAAAUUCUGUUGUGACAAAAGAAAGACAAACGGACCUACAAAUAAACUUGGUAUAAAGUUAUAACUGAUGAUAAACAAAGAAAAUGCAAAAUGUUUACAUUUUCGUUGACAACACUGUCACAAUACAAUGAUAAUUCUGAAGUUUUCCUAAUGAAUAGAUGUUCUAAACGCGGGAAACGUUAUACGUCCGAACAAACCAUCCGUAAGCAAAAUGUCUAUUUGUAAACAUUUUACAUAUUCUUGGUUUAUGCUUAGUUAUAACUUUAUGCCAAUUUUAUUUGUAAGGCCGAUAAAGUUUUAAAUUUGGAAUAACUUUACGUCGCGUUAAUUGAUAACACGGUAAGCGUAUAUGUGUAUUGUGUAUGUGUUUUAGGGGGAAAAGAUACAAUAAAAGUGAAUGGAGAAUGAUUGGUUCGCUUAACUUUAGCCAUAGUACUAUACACUUAAGUGAUUAAUGCUUCAUCAUUUAUUAUAAAAUCAAUGAAAUAAGGUAUAUUUCCUGUUCCAGCGUUAUUUUUGCUAAAGAAAUCACAAAUUAAGUAUAUAUUUUACCAAUACUGCAAUAUAACUAAUGUAAGAUUGUAAGUAUAAGUGUAUCGAAAGCUUAAAAUGCUUUUUGUGUAUAGAGAUCUUCUUAAUAAGCAUCAAUUCGUUUAAUGUUAACAUGAAUGAGUAAUUUUUUGUAUGGUUUCUUAGAAACAAUGUUGGUAUUUGCUUUAGUACGUAGGUAUGCGGUGCAAUAGAUUUUCGGUCAAUGAACUUUGCUUCUUAGUUAGCCGUGUGUGAGGGAGACGAAAACAUAAUUGUACGUGUGUGACAGAGAUAGGUUCUACUUAGGUCACUGUCCUAAAUUAUUUCUGCUCCUAUCCGUACUAUUAUUGACCAUUGCUGUACAUAGCACUGAAUGAAGUUAAAUCGAUAACUUCGGUUUGUCAACAAAUCAGUUAGGUUUGUCAAAAAAAAUAUAGUUUCAACCUAAGAUUAAGGACUGGUCUCCGAUGCGCUCCAACUGGAUACCGCAUACAUAGUCGCAAAGUGCGGCAAGUAAACUAUCUACGCCCAAGUGGGCGUACUCGAGCCAGUCUCGAACAAUAUGUAACGUUGACGUGCCACAUGUUCUGUUAAACUUUGCUAUUAAUUGAAACUAAAAUGCCGUUUUACGUAGUAAAACUUUGUAAAAAUAAUACUACAAGAAAUAAGAAAGACACUGGGAUUACAUAUAUUCAGUAAGUAUUUUGUUUAUUUCAUUAAUUUCAAUGUAAAAUAAAUAUAUACACGAACCGUAUGUUACAAAAUUCGAAUGAUGCCAUUGAGCGUCAAGGUGCCACGCACACAAGCAUCUAAUAGUUGCCGUAAUAAAAAAGUUAUUGUUCUUAGGUAGUGCGGUAUCUAGUUGGAGCGCAGCGGAGACGAAUCCUUAAUCUAAGGUUUACUCUUAAUUACGAUAUACUUACUACAUGACGUAAAAGUCAUUUAUUACUAUACAUUACUAAUCUACCAUUAGGUACCUAUAAUUUUUAAGCUACCAUUUUGUAAGCAGAAUUCCUAUUUUCCCUGAGUUCAUUUGUAGCUAAUAUUAUAUUUUUGAAAGAAUAAUGGCAGACCCCAUAGAUAGACCAGUCAGUCUGUUGAAACUUUUCUGCUCAUGAAAACUAUAACGAUUAAUAUUUCCAUGACAUAUCUCUAUUACGAAUAAGAUAUUAUAUUUCAUGACUAUGUUUUAUUAUAGUCUAGCUAACGAAAGCUGAAUCUAGCAAAUUAAAAAAAAAACUUCAUAUAAAAAAAUGAAUAAUUUUGAUACUUUUCCUAUUAUUCUUAACCUGUUAUUAUGUACACUGUACAUGUUAUAAUUCUUGUACACAACACAAUAUUGAGACACGAGUUCUUUGCAGUAAAAUGUAUUAUUUAAAAUUGAUACUUCAACGUACAAAUAUUAUCAGUACCUAGAGUAUUGAAGGGAUAACAGAUACCUACACUGCAAGAACAUUAUUUUAUGACUACCGCUAGGCAGCUAAGGUGAAUUUAAUAGAACAUGGUCCGUGAUAGAACUAUCAUCCUGCACACUUAUGAUGAAUUGUUCUAGCUCUUCUAUUAUGCCAUCCCUCGUUUAUUACUGAGCUUAAAUCGUAAUAUGCGUCAUCAUAGUCCUCAAAAUCUUCUGGUGUUAUACUUUCGAAAGCAUCUUUUAUGACUGUCUCCAUAUGAGCUGCUGAAGUCUCAAUAGUUCAUUGCCAUGCUCCUUUAAGAUUUCGUCUGCUACAUAAACAGUUUCUGGUUUGAAUUUUUGCACCAAGAUUAGAAAGUUCUGCAUUAGAUUUACAGUCUUCAACAUAACGAAGCCAUUCUUGUAUAUCAACUUAACCACGGUGGUUUUGGGUGCUAUGUUAAUUUGCACUGGAUGGUAACUCGCAUUUUCCAUGACAACAACACUUGGUUAUGUCAAGCCGUCACAGCUGUCAUAGUCUAUCUAGAUGUAUAAAUGAUCCAAUAUUUAUUUUGUAAAUACUAUUCUGCCAUUGUUCUUUUUAAUCGUUUUAUUUGCAUGUAUAAACUAAUGCAUGAUUUUAAUUUCUUCAGUAUCUAGGAAUUAAAUAGAGUUUACAAAUAAGUGCCUGCCCCCUACUAUAUCAACAGUUUAGUGUUGUCCUUCUAUACACAACUAAUGCUAAAAUGCAAAACAUUUUAUUUACUUAAAUUAGUAUAACUAACUGUAGAUCACAGUGCAAGCUAAGCUGACAAAAAUUUAGCUAAACCAUAAACGAAUAUUGAUCACGCGUCACUUGUCGCUUCCAAGGCUAAUUUGACAGGUAAAACCUCAUAAUAGAAUAAAAGUCUAAAAAAUCUGUCAUCGGCAGAAUCUGACAAACCAAAAAAGUGUUUUAAGUAGUAUUAGUUUUUGCAAACACUAUUCGGCUUUAUUAUUAAUGAUUAUUAAAAAUUUAGUUAAUGAUUAUCAUAUUGACUCUCUAAAUAUCGAGACGGAUAAAUACUACUAGACUACACACAAAUAAGAUAAGUAUUUACAUUUGGUAAAAAUGUAUCGAUCGAAUUAUUUAUUCGUUGUAAUCAAAAAUUAUUGAAAUGGCGGCAACUGUCAAACUUGACAGCGACAAUAGCAACAGAGGUCGUUCGGAUACUCUUGAUGCGUAGUAGAAGAGCAUCUAUAUUUUAAUCAGGUAUAAUACAAAAAAUAUUUUUUUUUCAAUCUUAGCACCGAUCAUUACCAUUAAAAUUAUAAAACUUGUUGGUCUACUUAAUCGUGACAUUGGCUAAAUUGUGGUGUAUCUUCCACAGAAGUCACAGUAGAAAGAAUAGAAUAGAAUUGCUUGGUAAAUUCAAAGUUUGAAACUAAAUUUAUAAAAAUCAGGUAAAAUACUGUUUAUAACUUACCUUGCAGUGUGUUCUACGCUUAGGCCUAAUAAUGCCUAUAUAAAUUGACAAUAAAUAUUUUAAGUUUUUUUAAAACCAUAUCGCAACAUUUACUAAAUCAUUGCUUACAAUAUUUGCUUCAUUGAAACAUGAUUGAAGCAUUUUGUAUGAAUGAAAUUAUUAGUACUUAAAUGCUCUAUUUUCUCAAACACUAUUAAUAUCUAAACGAUAUUGCUAUUAAAUAUAAAUUUUUCAGGAUUUUUUUUUAAAUUUCGUCUCAUGCGUUUUCAAUGCAACAUUCGAGCCCAUCUUUCAUCGAUACAGUUAAAAAAAUUGUUUAUUUGUGAUAUGAAUUUGAAGAAGUAAUUUUACAUAUAAAUAUUUAUAUUUACACCAAAAAGCCGGGCGCUAUUUUUAUGCCACUAUUUACAAAAUGCUUUAAAUAAUGAAACCAUCCAAGAUUUUUCGGAAUCUCAAUCCCACGCGUUCUUGCCAUUUAAAUUUAAUUGACCGUGCAAUGCCCUAAAAGGUUGCUAUAUAGUAGAAAGUAUUUAGUCAACCCUUAGUUUUGCAAGCAUGUGCAUAUGGAAACUGAUUCUUAGUAUUAUCAGCAUAAUACUGGCAACACCGCUAUUAAUCCUAAACUAUAACCCGAAUUUCACGAACAAAUAUCGAAAGUACCUGAAUAAUAUUGAAUGCAGAUCAUAGAAAUUGCAUCAAUUCGCGUAGGGAAUUUGGAGCGACUGUGUUAUUAGAAGUAAUAAUUGUUUUAGUAGGUACUCUUCGUUAGACGAGUAUGUUCGCUCUUCUCUUUUCAACUAGUUGUGACUAUAACGUCAAAAUGAGAACAGCAUCCAUAUUAAGAUUAAUACAAGAACUGGUUAGAAUUUUAUGGGCAUGAUGACAGUUUAAAGAAUAAGUAAUAUUGACAUAUCUAGUAAGAUAUCAUUUAUAUCUGAGGCGUGACGUCAUAAGAGGCCACCAUGACACCUAAGAGCGUUUUCGCGCGCCAAACCAAAGUAGAUUCUUAAAAAUACAUUAAUUUAUGUUACAGAUUAUUUAUUGCCUAAACUAGUACAGUUGUACCGACUUAAAAGUUUUUAAAUCCGGUGUCUGUCGUCAUGCCUAUUGCUGCUCAGAAAAAAUUUGGGGGCUUCAUUCUGACGGUAAUUAAAUACAAAGACGAAGAAAUUGUUUAAAUUGUCAACCAAUCGUUUUAGAGGUAACCUACACGGUACCCAGGAAUUAUGUGACAAAUUAGAUGAAUUUUACGCCCCUAACAAAAAGAUAAUGAAAUAUUUUUGCUAUAAACAUUAAAAUAAUGCAGAUAAGUCAACCAUCAGCCUGAAGAUCGCUUAAUAAGCGAUCAAUGCCGAACAUUCGCUGUCCACGUAGCCAUUAUUCACCAGUUACUAAAAAACAGACGCGUAUAGACCAUUCAUCGCUUUCGAGAAGAAUGUAAAAAAGUAUCGAUAAGUGUUGUAUGACACGAUUCUAUAAGUUAUGGCAGCGAUUGUUUGACAUUGAUUUGCGUAUGAUUAAUGUCAAUCCUGGCUAGAUAAUAAUGGUCUCUUAUCUCUAAUGGUGACCUGCCCAUAGAAAUCUAAAUAAGAAAGUACUAGAAGUGACAGCUGUGUUAAACAAGUUGCCUAACAGGUGAGCUAUAGAACGGAAACUCUUCCACAACCUGUGAAUAUUCCAAUAAAAAUGUUCCAAGUUAUUUUUUAAUCGGUUAGCAAUUUUUUUAAUGAAAAUCAUUAACGUACAAUAAACAACUAGACUCCCCAAUCGCCUAUAAAAAGGUCGUCAAAAUAUGUCCAAGCGGUGAUAUACAGAUAAACAGAUGACAUUAAAACAUUAAUUUGUAUGAAUUAUUAUUUUGUAAUAACACCUUAUUUCGUGGCAGGAAUGUUCAAAGUUUAUUGUAUACGCUCAUUAGAAGUAAUAGAACUACUUAACGCGCGAGACGGCCGCGAACACGAGGCGAGAACAUUUUGUUUUAGCAAUUGAAUUGUAAUUAUUUAGCAAAUCGAUUAAAAACGUCAAGUUAGUUAACAAUUUUAAUGUACCUCAAUGAUUUAAGUGCCGUUUGUAAAUGGCAAUCUUUCUUCACUAUGAUAUUCCUUAUUUUUUCGUACUACCGCCAUUUCCUACAUUGCUGCAUAAGUCCCUCAAUAUCCGGAGCGUUGCAAGCAACGUAAUGUGUGUAUAAUAUAUAGGCGACACCCCCCCAAGGAUUUAGCACUUAUAUCAUUUCUAUCACCUUCUUAUUUACAUUUCUAUGAUCUGUCCUCUUAGUGCCGCCGCAUUAAUAUGUACAACGGUUGAAAAGUGAACAGGGUAAUAAUGUUGAUGUGAAGUUUAAGUUUAAGAAAGUAAAUGUAAAUAUUUUAAGUACCUAUAUUAUGUAAAAUAGAUUAUAUUUGUUCAAAUAUAAAAUCUCACGAUGUGAAAAUACAA
Molecule: messenger RNA, 6719 nt
Organism: Leptidea sinapis
Lineage: Eukaryota; Metazoa; Arthropoda; Insecta; Lepidoptera; Pieridae
Product: cysteine-rich hydrophobic domain-containing protein 2
Exons: 3
Coding region: 119-616 (165 amino acids)
Source: RefSeq, a predicted model, not a curated record